Molecule: messenger RNA, 1374 nt
Organism: Closterium sp. Naga37s-1
Lineage: Eukaryota; Viridiplantae; Streptophyta; Zygnematophyceae; Desmidiales; Closteriaceae
Source: the annotation of a GenBank genome assembly
AUGGGAGGACCGGCAGUUUCUGAGGCAGUCAUCGUGGGUGGAGGGUUGGCCGGUCUCGCACUGGCUAUUGGCCUCCGGAACAUUGGGAUUGACGCCCAGGUAUACGAGGCGCGUGAUUACAUAUCCGGCGGGGAGGGAACCGGCAUAACUCUUUACCCCAACGGCCUCAGAGCACUCAACAGAAUCGACCCGGGCAUCUUGUCGCAGCUAUGUUCCCGUGGAGUCCCAGAUCCCACAUGCCUCUUCCUCACCCCGUUCGGCCAUUGUCUGUCCCGCUGGGACCUGUCGACCAACAUGACAGCUCGGUACGGCUUCCCCAUGCUGGCGAUCGGCUGGCGAGAGGUGCAAGAUGUGCUCUUCCGAAUGGUGCCAAAAGACGCCAUCCACACCGGCCACAGGCUUGUUGCGAUAUCACAGAACGAGGAGGCGGAGGGGGGAAGCAGGGGAGAUGGCACGGUGAAGUGCGUUUUCCGAAAGGUUUCAGGUGGCAAGGAGUGCCUGCUGGAGGUGGAGACCCCUCUUCUUUUGGGAGCAGACGGCAUUUUCUCCGAAACUAGAAAGCAUUUGCUGGGGGAGGGAGUGGAGCCUCGAGACAAUAGGCGAACUAUCUGGAGGGCCAUCAUCGACAGCAGCGCCGCCUCCCACCCUCUACUGCAGCCACGGCAAGGUUUGACCAUACUGGCCGGCGACCGUUCAGGAUUCAUCAUGCACGGUCAUGCCAACAAGCUCUACUGGGGGCUCAUGCUCGCUGACGGGGCCGAUCCAACGGUCAGCAGCAGCCGAUCCAGUUGUGGGGAGGAGGCGAAAGAGAAGAUCCUGCGAGCACUGAAGGGGUGGGAUGUGCUGCCGCGUAUUGUGGAAGCCACUCCACCGGAGUGCAUUGUAGAACGCCGGAUACUUGACAUGCCAUCCCUGCCCUUCUGGAUCAAAGGGAGGACUGCACUGCUGGGAGAUGCGGCGCAUGCAGUAACGCCAGAACUGGGUCAUGGGGCGAACUUGGCGUUUGAAGAUGCAGCACAGAUGGUUGAAUGCAUCCGCGCUCACUCAGAUGUCAGGUGUGCACUGGAAAGCUUUCAGUCCCUUAGGAUGCCACGCCUGCAUGCUAUGGCAGCAAAGAACGAUGCGCUGGUGAAAGCAUUGUAUUUGGAUACACAAGCAGACAACGUGAACGGAAGCAGUCAGAGAACUCGAUCAGGUGUUGCACCAGUAAUCAGGGGAGCGAUAACUACAUUGCUGGCGGCGGUGACAGAGAGGCGUGAUACGUUUGAUUCCCUCUAUGCGCAUGACACAGUUGAAGUGGAGGAUCACGUCACACAUACCAAUAUUGUGGGGUGCCUGGAUUUUCUCGUACUUGAUGAAGUUGGCCGUAGCUGA